CGUCGUAAUAACAGUCUACGAAAUGUCUGCAAUUCAACAAAUUGUGAAUUUAAAGGCAUUGAAAAAACCUCUUUUUUUUUUUUCCUUGGGAUUGAAAUUUCCGGAAAAGGAGGUCAGUGUAUCACUUGUUGUUCCACGUCUGCGUCGUAAGCCGCAAUCAGGCCAAAACACUGUAACUCUCGCGUGAUAAUCUACACAUGCACUGCCGAGGUUAUUGAAGGAUAGUCGACAAAAUUCCGCCAAGGUUAAACUCGUUCCACUUCCUUUUUCUUAGGUUGUGCCCUUAAUUCAAAUCAAUUGAUCAAAGUUGAGCCAAUUGAAAUCGAUUAAACUGCUAGGAAUGAUGUGUCACGAAAUCACGUAAAGUUCAACAGUCUUAUAACUAUAUAUCUACCGUCCAAGAGUUUUUACGUAUUAUCCGUAUGAAAAGCAAAACCAGUUUCCCACUUCAUCUGAAACGCACCUAGGUCAUCCUUUUUGGUUCACAUUCUCAGGCCAUAAACCGAUGCCAAAAAAAGGACCAUUGCGUAUUAGCCUUGCCACUGCGAAUUAGAUAAGGUAGACAUUGCAAGGCCUUAUGGUAAUAGUGAUACUAUCAAAAACACUAAGCACGCUAUUAGCCUCUCGCGUUCGGAAUAAAACUCGGACAGUCUCGCUAGAAAGGACUCAUUAUUUCCACAACCAUAUAGAUGAAACGACCAGUGCAAUAAACACCGCCAUGACUAGCGUGUUAAAUACAAUGAUUUUUGCAGCUUCGGUUCUUGUGACAAUAUUAAGAGGAACAGAGAGCUUCCCCGUCGGUCGGAGCAGAUCGCUUGUCAAUGAAUCUCGUAAUUUAAGAAUGGCUAAGGGUGAUGUUAACCGUCCAUUAUUGGCUGACAGCCAUCGACCUGCCGGAUACGAUGACAAGGCAAAGAACCUUGCCCGAGUUGGAACCUACCAGUUUCCGUUGCGUGAUGAUUCAAUUCCUACCGAAGUGGAGGCAGUCAUCAGCAUUCAAGUCACCAAAGAGGAUAUUCAAAAAUCAGCCAACACCAGGUUAAUCAUCGAGCAAGACGAUAACGCAGUUGACUCAUUGGAACCUCAUAAUAACGGACGACCGAAUCAAGCGCUGGAUUUAGAAUUACGUCAUCUUCCAACGAAAGGAUUCAUUGAACCAGAGCAUUGGUUGCUUGUUAAGGAUUUCGUCAUGGACGAUUAUUUGUUUGGAGAAUUGGACUCGUCCGCGAGAGAAUUUUUCUUGCAACGGAUAUUGACUGGCUUGAUUUUGAGUCAGCAAACAAGGUGAAAUACAAUUGGCUGUCAUUUAUUUAUUAGACUGCAUCGUGUGGAGUGUUGGGCGUUCUCCUGUCGAGCCAAUCAUCACGCCACGUGACCGUGAAUCUGAUUGUGUACAAAUAUUUUGUCUCACUUUUCUGUACAGUAUUACAUCAAGCGAAAUACAAAACAGUUUCUCUGUUA
Messenger RNA from Daphnia magna, 1461 nucleotides. RefSeq lists its product as uncharacterized. Lineage: Eukaryota; Metazoa; Arthropoda; Branchiopoda; Diplostraca; Daphniidae. The transcript is spliced from 3 exons. Bases 578 to 1288 code for a protein of 236 amino acids. The record is from RefSeq and is a predicted model, not a curated record.